CCCCUUGUCGUGCGGUGGUUGGCAGUUCGAGUUUUAGGAUCACGCGUCGUUAUUUCAACGAUUGCCAUUUCUGACUUUUCAUAACGCAACACGUCUUUCAUGCAUCCAUGUGAUAGGCCCCCAUCGUAGAUCUUGCGUCAUCGCCGACUAGCGGAGCCAUGUACUUGUCGAAGCGCACCACAUGCAAACAUGUUUGUGCCCGACUGGUACUGCUUUUCACAAUUGCGUACCAGCUGCUCACCCCACAAUCAGAAUCCGAGUUCCUCUUCGUCCACGCCACCGCAGCCCGAUUGUGGCGCUUCGUGUGUACUGCGCCCGGCACCACGCCAGGUUGGAACCUGUGCACAACCCAUAUGUUCGGGGAUUCAUCAUGUUCCGGAAGCGUAUACGAGGUCCUCCAGCCAAACAACGUGCUAACCGGUGUAGACUGGAACGGCGGCGGGUCGCAAGACCCGACUGAGUCACAGACGGCGACGGUGAAAGGGCCUUUUACCGGUCCCGGCGAAGUCUACGUGCACUUCGAGCUGUCCACGGCAACGCAGAUUAACUGCGUCAAGCUAAACGAUGGUGGCAUGUGCGUGGAUACUGGAACGGGUCAGGUCAUCACGCCGAACUGUCCAUCAGGCUACGAACUCCGAUAUGCUGAUAACGGCAACUGGGUCGUGCAUGCGACAUUUACGGGUGAUGCGGAUAAAACGGCGACGCAAUUCGUGGUGGGUGGUGGAGUGCCAGGUAGACGAAGAGGACGUAAGUAAGUAGCUGAUUCGACCUCACGAUGUCACAUUCGUAUGAGGAUAGAGCCGUAAUAGUAGAGGGUUCUACAGUAGGAGUGGUAAGUAGACGGAAGUAGUGAGUAGUCUUCUCUUAUACCCCUGGAGUGGGUACAUUCAUUCAGCUACUCAUACAACAGCUUCUAUCAUCACCUCGAUGGAGAGAUCACUCCUCACCAGCACAUUUGAAUCCAAAUAAACCCCUUCAUCACAACAGUCCCUUCCCCAUCUCCGACGCCGUCUCCGACCCCCUCACCAACACCUUCGCCGAGCCCAACGCCUGCGCCUGUGAAUCAGCCACCUGUGGCUACCAUAGUUUCUCCGCAGUCUGGAAGUUCACCGCUCGCAAGAACCGGUGUAGAGGUUAGAAUAGAUUGUUAAGGCUUUCUGGAAGCAUUGUAUGUAAACUUGAACGUUAACCCCUCACGACCCCCCUUUCGUUCCCCCUUUUCUGAAUUACUUGCCCCUAGAAUGGGUAAACUACUUCUAGUACUAGUACUGCUAUUACAUCUUGAGGAGAUGUAGAGGCAUUUUUCUCGACAUGCCUUUUUUGAGGAGAUGUAGAGGCAUUUUUCUCGACAUGCUCCUUUCAAGGGACGAAAAGUCAUCUUGAAGAAAAGCACUCUUCUUGACAUGCUUUCAAAGGAGAAGAAGUCAAAGAUGAUGUAGGCUACAUCACACACUAGAUAAGGUGAGUACUAUAGUGAAGAUCGCGAUUGAAACUCUAAGAUCAGAGUGAGCGAAUAUAUGCUGCAGCCCCAGGAGCAUUGGCUCAGUUGUAUCGUGUCACGAAUGCUGGAACGGAGGUGCUAGUUUCGAUAUUUGACAUUGCGACCGCCAUCUCGAAUCCAAGUGGAAGCGUGUGGAGGAUGAAGUUCUUUCCGACAGGAGGAGGCACUUUGGAUGCAUCUACUACGUAUCGGUAUGAAGAUGGGAUGCAUACUUAGAUCAUAUUUUUUACAGAAUUAUACCUUGAGGAUAGGUGGUCACAGAAUUAUACCUUGAGGACAGGUGGUCAUACUUAGAUCAUAUUUUUUACAGAAUUAUACCUUGAGGAUAGGUGGUCAUACUUAGAUCAUAGUUUUAUUUACAGAAUUAUACCUUGAGGAUAGGUGGUCAUACUUAGAUCAUAGUUUUAUUUACAGAAUUAUACCUUGAGGAUAGGUCGUGGUCAUAGAUUCUCGUCGUUCAUCAUCAGGAACAACAGGAACAAUCGACAGACCAAUAACAAUCCAACAACAAGCUAGACUAGCGGGUAGAACUCGUCUGGGAAAUCUUAGGCAGCUCGCCGAAUAGAUUCAAAUCAUCAGGUGGUCAUAGAUUUUCAAGUUCAAUCGAGGAAGGUCUGGAUUUGUCUUGCAGUAGAGGUCCCUUAGUCGUCCACUCUAGAAGAAUAGGCGUGGCUCUGAGUUCGUUUUCCAUUUUAGUAUGAUUGUCGUCAAAAUGUUCAUAAAGUAUAAUGAAAUCUUUUCAUCCUAAUACCCUUUCUUCGUGAACAAAGCGGACGUGGCGGAUAGUGCCGGAGCAAACCCAGUCAGCGACAUUAUUGUACAAUUUGUGACGGAGUCGGAUGGCACAGGUGCAACAAACAAUCCUGGCCAAAGCGUCCUGAACACAGCAUCUGCAGAAUCUGAUAGCGAGGAUGAGGAUGGAGGAGGUAUUUAACACCUUUUCACUGGCGUUUCUGAAAAGAAGAAAUAGAAUUCUUCCAAACAAUGACCUCAUGCCAGGCACAUCAAUCAAUCAAUCAAUCAAUCAAUCAAUCCAUCAAGCUUCGAGUUAACAAGGCCCACACUGUGGAGUCAACGCAGACCUUUCUUGCGAGCACAGAUGAAUGAAAAGAAUGAAUGAUAGACGCCUAGAUCUGAGGAUAAACUCGUAGUUCGUUGUUUUAUUUUUCUCCGCAACAGUGAAAUCUACUUAUAGGUGCUCUGACGAUUAUAAGUAACUUCGAAUAAUCGCUUUCAUUUCCUCAGCACCAAAAUGAUAAUCUAUUCUAAAUCUUCCCCAAUUUUACUUUCUUCACUCUAAUUACAACCAGGUACCACAGCGAUUAUCGUUACCCUCGUUGUCAUUGUGAUUCUUGGUGGUGGUGGUUACUGUGCCUAUCAGCAUUAUCAAACGGUUCAGAAGGAGAGACAAGCGAAGUUAGACGGUUUCGAUCAGGAAUAUGGGACCGUGAUCACACCGGAAGGUGUCUUUACUAGGAAUUAUGGCUUCAUCUAGGGUUUUAGUUUUUUUUGCAGAUCAUUCACGUCUCUUGAUUUCCACUUUAUUUAAGGGUAGGUUAAAGGUGCUUUUCUUACCGCUUUUCAUGCCUCUCCUAAACCUAAGGGAGAAUGGCAUAACAAGCGGGGUAAGCGAGCACCAAAAACCUACCUCUAAUUUAUCUUGAAUCCACUUUCAUCAAGUCAAAGUCGUUCGUUCUAACAACAAGCACCCGCGGGCACCGAGAUGCAGCAGAAAGGUUCAUCUUCUCCUGACAAGAAGAGCACAACUUCAAAAUCCAGCAAAAAAGGGAAGAAAAGGGCAAGCGAAAAUUCCAGAUUCACGCCUGCUGCUUCUAGUAGUACUGAUACAGGCCAACAACAGCAGCCGCCAGAUGGUUCAGGUUCAUCGUCAGAUGAAGGAAGAAGUAAGGCGAAGAAAGCGGCAGAAGAAAAUCGAGCGCGUCGUGAGGAAGAGUUCGAAGCAAGAAGAGCAAGAGAGUACGCAAGAAGAGCAGCAGAGAAUCAGGAGAGGAGAAGGAAUUUGCAAGAGGAAUUCUUCAAGAACCGUGCCAAAGAUGAUUCUGGAACUUCUUCAAGUAGAGCACAACAACACCAAGCUGGAGGAGAGGGACAUGCAGGUAAUGCGAGAGGACAUGCAGGUAAUCGAGCAAACGCGUGGAACAGGAAAAGGAGUAGCAGUUUUACGGCGGAGGAUAUUCAUGAGAAAGAACUCUUUGAGGCGGAGACGAACGAAGGAGAAGAGGUCAAGGGCAUAACGGGGUCGAUUGUUAAGGCUAGAUUUGUUGCUCGUUGUCCUUGUCGCCUCUACUAGUUAAGUUUCUUGUAGUGGAAUUAUUUGGCUGUGCUGCUUGUGCUGUUCAUCCAAAUUACUUCUAGCAUGUUUUCAGAGGAAUUUCCACCUACUUUCCAGAGGACCUUUCCAGACUUUGUAGCACGUACUAUACGUCGUUUACUAGCAAGCCUAAUACAUUUAGUACUUGUCCACCAGCAGGUUAUUCUUAUUUACCACGGUAAAGAACCUCCUCGUCCAAAUCUCUAACACCUCCCACGACCUCCGCAAGCAGAAAACGGAGUCUUUGGAGAGCAAGAAGAAAACGAUGAAGUUCCUCAAGUUAAAGUGGCAUCCGGACAAAAAUAGCGAGAAGCCAGAGCUUGCCAAAAAGAUAUUCCAAUUUAUCAUGGAGCAGGAGGAGAAGUUUUUGGCGAUGAAAGAUACUUGA
This is a messenger RNA of Amoebophrya sp. A25, 4221 nucleotides long. NCBI's taxonomy places the organism in Eukaryota, Dinophyceae, Syndiniales, Amoebophryaceae. The record is from the annotation of a GenBank genome assembly.